Molecule: messenger RNA, 1510 nt
Organism: Aspergillus steynii IBT 23096
Lineage: Eukaryota; Fungi; Ascomycota; Eurotiomycetes; Eurotiales; Aspergillaceae
Product: Zn(II)2Cys6 transcription factor
Exons: 3
Coding region: 39-1469 (476 amino acids)
Biological process (GO): positive regulation of transcription by RNA polymerase II
Cellular component (GO): nucleus
Molecular function (GO): zinc ion binding; transcription cis-regulatory region binding; DNA-binding transcription factor activity, RNA polymerase II-specific
Source: RefSeq, a predicted model, not a curated record
CUUAAAUCUUCCGUUUCUAUUCAUCUUUCAUACCAAAAAUGACGCGCACGACAAGCUCGAGGUCGCGGACUGGAUGCAUCCCAUGCCGUCGAAAACACCAAAAGUGCGACGAACAACGCCCCAUUUGCUCGUUUUGCUCUUUCCGCGGUAUGCAGUGCCAGUAUCCUUCGGGCUUGAAAUGGAUGCGCCAGACCGAGCCCAUGACUUCUAGGCAUCGGCCUCGAGCUCACCGCGCGGGAGCUCUGUCUGUCUUAAGAUCCCCUGCACCUUUUGCGGAUACCUUCCGCUCGACGGAGGAAAAGGCCGCCUGGGAGUAUUACACCCGACUCGUCUCGUCCAAUGUUCCAGCCCUGGACGGACCCGAGAACCCCUACCGCAAGCUCUCCAUCACCGCUCUCUCGUCUCCCAUCCUCCUCGAAACCAUCAUCUGCAUCGCAACCGAGCACAUGCUCAACUUCGGACUAGGCAGCGUUCCUGUCGCCGCGGAGCGCCAGCAGCGCAUGCUCCGAUCCAUCCGACAGAGCCUCCUGACAAUCGAGCCAGGCCAGACCCAUACCGAUCCGACACACGAGGCAUGUCUCGCGGCAGUCGUACUGCAGGGUAUCGUAGUCGCGCAGCGCCCAGACGGCGUUGUCGAGCCUCACAUCAAGUGCGCAUCGUUCCUGAUGCAUGCCCUGGGCUACUUCAAUGACAUAUCCAACCACAACCCCCUGGCACGGAUGACCGCACAGCGAUUCGCCAUGGUCGAUCUCAUGCUCGCCAUCUCGCGACAACGUCGUCCAUUCUCCCCGGUCCAGUUUGUCCUGCACCAGCCCGAUGAGGCUCGCUGGGAUGGCACGGAGCCCUCGUUCUACGAGAUGACGGGGUGUCCGCAGCCACUGAUGUGUUUUCUUGUGCGCAUCGCCUAUCUAGCAUGCGAUGUUGACGAUCGGCUCGACGCGAACCUGCCGAUCCACGACAUCCUCAAUCAAGCGUUUACAUUGGAGACCGAGCUCCGUGCGUGGAAUACCCGAUACACCGGGCUCGUCCCCGACGAGCUCCCAUGUCCCCGGUCCCCGCUGGACAUCUUAUCCGAGUGCUUCUACUGGACCGCCCAUCUUCUCCUCGCUCGUCGCGUCUUCCGCGAUCCCACCCGCAGCCCGCGAGUCCAGUAUCUCGCGCACACCUGCUUCCGACUGAUGGAUCAUCUGCCGACGGGCUGCGGACCGGACUCGUCGCUGCCGCAGCCGUUCUAUCUUGCGGCGCGAGAGGCCAUCACGGUCGAGGAUAGGAACUGGGUGAGAGGGAAACAUGAGGCCAUGACGGCUUAUUAUCGCGAGCAGCAACGCCAUUCGGCGAUGGAGUUGACGGAGAGGAUUUGGGCGAGGGGCGAUGAACUCCGAGGGGCGAGUACAAGUGGAGAUAAUCAGUCUGUCGAGGAUCGAUUCGUUCGGGAUUUAGAUCGCGGGAGCUCUUUAUUCAUUUUCUAAUUGCGACGUUGUAAGGGUGUUUAUGCGUUAUAGCGAUCUGG